Molecule: messenger RNA, 3442 nt
Organism: Planococcus citri (citrus mealybug)
Lineage: Eukaryota; Metazoa; Arthropoda; Insecta; Hemiptera; Pseudococcidae
Exons: 3
Coding region: 294-3308 (1004 amino acids)
Molecular function (GO): protein binding
Source: RefSeq, a predicted model, not a curated record
CAUCCACCUCGAGCUGACAAAGUAACAUAUUUGAGCAUCUUGUUGAUGAUGAUAAGAUAAGUAAGGAAACUGGAAAGAGCUUGACGUCCGUUGAAAUUUUGUGUUGGUGGAUGUAUUACUGUUAAAACCUAUAAAAUGGACUGGAUUUGCGAUACCCUGUAAAUAUUACAUCCACUAUUCAUCGUGUCGUUUUCUGUAACCUCGCCGAGUAUAAAAAUACUUCUGAAGCGCUGAACAUGAUUAUAGCUUGAUGCUUCAAUACUAGAAAUAAUUCUGUGAAAAGAUAAAGAAUCAUGUCUGCGAAGGAGUGUUGUGAAAAGUAUGCACACUCGCCGGUACCAGUCACUGCAACAGAAAGUCCAUAUUCCAAGCACCACGAUAUUACGGUGAAAGUUGGCGAAGAAACUUUUCCGUUGAAUCGCUUACAAUUAGCUUUGGUGUCGAACUACUUCGAGAAAUUAUUCACCGAGUACUACGCCGAAAAAGACAGCAAACUUGUAGAAAUUGGUGCCUUGGACAGCAAAACUUUUUCUACCAUAGUUGAUAUAAUCAAUGGAAAGUCUCUCAGUUCGCUUAUAAAUGCCGACAACUACGUUUCAUUAUUGAUGGGUAUGGACUACUUGCAAAUGGAAAUCUUUCUGUACGAUUUCAGAACGUUCAUCGAGCAGUAUGCGGGAGACUUACCCUUCGACCCACAAAUAUUCCAGUUGUUUGAUUUCAUUUGCUUUAAUCAAAGCUACGAAUAUUUGAGAUCGACGAUUUAUACUUAUUUAUUCCAUCAUAUCGUGGAACUUCUGAAGUAUACCGAAUUUUUUCUCUUACAACUCGAUGAUCUUAUAGACAUGAUUAAUUCUGCACAACCCAGGUUCAUCAGAAGCACAUCAUCGUUCGACAGAUACUCGAACGCUUAUGAGAUGAAUGUGAUUAGUCAAAUGUGUUCCAAAUGGAUUUGUCACGAUGUUGAAAAAAGACGCCGUCAUUUUUUAGCGCUGGUAAAUGCUGCCAAUUGUAGACUGUUCGAGUUUUCCUUUCAAAUAAGUCGCAGUAAUGCUAGCUCGGUUUUGACUCAAAUAGAAGAAUUUUGCAAAGAAGAAGAAAUUCAGACUUGUUUUCAUCAAUUAUUGAAUUAUAAUGGACAAAUUAUUGAUCCUCCUGACGUUGAACAGCCGAGAAAGCGUCGGAGGGGAUAUUGCCCAGAAAAGGCUAAUGAGAUAAAUAAGAAAGAAAAAUUAGCCAAAUUUCUCGAAAACGGAUAUUUACACGAUAUAACGAUUCAAGCUGGUGAAAAAACUUACAAACUUCAUCGAGCCGUGCUGAGAAGUGCAUCUUGUUAUUUCGAUACUCUUUUCUCUGCUGAAAACUGUGAGCCAUUGGUACAAUCUGAAGAUGAAUCACUAAUUCGUAAAGGUAACAAUGAACUUUAUGUGACAGAUUUUGGUGAAACUGCAUUUGACGCGGUUGUCAAGUACAUCUAUUUUGACGAUAAGAAUAUUUCGUUGAAUACACAUGCAGAAUGUUUGGAAACACUCAGAAUAGGAAAAACAUUGAAAAUGGGCACGUUAAUAAAUCAAUGUUUGUCCUGGAUGGAACGUAAUAAGGAAACAUCGAGUAUUGAAGAUAUUCUCCAAAUACUAAAUUUUAAUGUGGGUGAUGCCUCGUUCGAGAAUUUGUAUUUUAAAAUAAUUUUUAUGCACGUAAAACAAUUUUUAAAUUCUGAAACUGGCAAGAAGUUAACUCGAGAUGAAAUUUACCGGCUAUGGAACGUUGCUGAAAUUUUAAGAUUGCGGGAUUUAACCGAUUAUUGCAAACAGCGGAUGGCAGACGAUCUUCAGUCAUUAAAUAUCGAAGAUAUUCUCGAAAUGUUUGACGAAAAACAUGGAAAAAAGGUGGUGCGUCAAAUUCUCUGGGAUCUUUAUUGGAAGUUUUCUUUUGAUAAUGCUCUUUACUUAUUGCGUACUAGUGAAGCAUUGAAAUUUGAAGAAUUGACAAGGAAGUGUUUGGAAUGGAUUACAGAAAGUGUGAAGUCGAAAAGUCUGACUGUUGAAAAUAUUAUCGAGGUAUUGAAUUUCAUCGAUGGGAAAGAAAAGUUCGACAACGAACGAAUAGUACUUUUCUGCGAGUACAUAACUGUCGCGUGGCCUGACAUAAACGAAACCUUGUUCUCUACGAUUUCUUGUCCCAUGCUAGAGAAUAUACUCGCGUCGCCGUUUCUCUUUUCACAUAAUAUCGAUAACCUCCUGGAUAUUUGUGCGAAAUGGGUAUUGCACGACAUAAAGAGCAGGUAUUGCUUGAUACCUAAAAUUGCAAUCGAUAUCAAUCGUAAUCGUAUGGUAAACCUUGAUGAUCAUAAAAUUACCGAAGUUCCUUCAGAUUUGAAUAACUGCACGCAACAGAUAAUCAGAGAUAAAUUCUGUGAAAUACUGCGUUCAACUUCGUUACUUCCUCAUUCCGACGCAAGAAAUUCAAUAAUGGAGGAAAAAUCGAUUUUUUUUUCAUCUCGUAUGAAUCAUAUUAUUUUGGACGUCGAAUUGAACGAAAUCGCAUUAUUGACGUCGACCUUUGUGUCUAUUCUAUCGAUUACUUCAAUCAGCGGUAAUUUAUUUGCACUUGGUCACUUUGACCCCAGUUUCAAAAAUGUACUUCUAGUUUACAAUUUAUCUUCGAAGAAACUUUACUAUCUGGCGGAAUUGCCUUAUAUGGAAAUUGACGGCUGUAAUGGAAAUGGUACGAUAUUAAAUUGCAACGACCAAGCGUAUUGUUGCUUUAGUUUAGGAGAGUCUAUGUUGAGGUAUUCCGUCACGUUGAAUCGUUGGGAAGUGACUUUUGAAUCAAAAAGUAAAAUAAAUUUGCCGGAUGAACAGUAUAUUCUUUAUACGAGUGAUGGAUCAAACCUGUAUAGAGUUUUUAAAGCCAGAAGAAAGUUAGUCGCACAGACGUUGAAUUUCACAUCGCAUUCGUGGACCUCCGUUCCAGAUCUGCCUGAUUUGCCGAACAAAAACGAAUAUCCUUUGGAAAUCACAAACAUUGAAAAUGGUAUCGCCGUAUUAUCGAAAUCUAUGGUGUAUAUUUUUAAUCGGCAAUUAGAGUCUUGGCGAAAAGUGCUUCUUCCUUUGAGAGACGAGAGGAGAGUUAGAAAUGGUGACUUUCCACUUAUGACUCAUUAUAGUAGUAGUAUUAUACUGUGCGCAUAUGAUGGAAAAAUGUACCAAUUAGACCUGCAUCAUCUGCAAGAAGGAUGGAUUUUGAUGAAAGAGACAUCGUAUGGUCGUUAUAGUCUACAGUAUGUGACCGCUAUUCAUCGCGCAUGAGUAAAUUAAUUUUGAAUUGAAACGUGUUCAUUAUGUUCAGCUUACAUGAUUCAUGUCGUUAUAAUAUUAGUUGUGAAUCUACCUAUAAGUGUUUUAAUGUAUUUCAAGUCAAUAAAGUUCCAUCUUUGUUUGAA